This is a messenger RNA of Pteronotus mesoamericanus, 1187 nucleotides long. RefSeq names its product adaptor related protein complex 1 associated regulatory protein (gene AP1AR). Gene Ontology annotation, biological process: negative regulation of substrate adhesion-dependent cell spreading; negative regulation of cell motility; regulation of Arp2/3 complex-mediated actin nucleation. The transcript is spliced from 10 exons. Gene Ontology annotation, molecular function: AP-1 adaptor complex binding; kinesin binding. NCBI's taxonomy places the organism in Eukaryota, Metazoa, Chordata, Mammalia, Chiroptera, Mormoopidae. Gene Ontology annotation, cellular component: endosome. The record is from RefSeq and is a predicted model, not a curated record. Bases 270 to 1187 code for a protein of 305 amino acids.
GCCCAUCGCGCGGGGCUGAGGGCUGAGGCGCACGCGGCGCCAUGCCGACGGCUCGCGGGGCGAGAGCCUGCACCCCAGCGUUCGGUCCUCGAGCGGCCGCCACCGGGAGACCGCGGGAGUAGCCGCCGCCUUUGUUCCAGCAGCGUCCCCCUCCCGCCCGGCCUGGCCGGCCCGCCGUGGGUCCUGGCGCUCGUCGGCCCGCGCGGGGCGGAUGCGGCUGCGGCUGCGGUCCGGGCCUCGAGCGGGCGGAGGAGGCGCCGGCAGCCGCGAUGGGCAACUGCUGCUGGACGCAAUGCUUCGGAUGGCUCCGCCGGGACGCGGGGCGGCUGCCGCGGGGCGGAGGGUCCAAAUAUUUCAGAACAUGCUCAAGAGGGGAGCAUCUAACUAUAGAAUUUGAGAACCUAGUAGAAAGCGAUGAAGGGGAAAGCCCAGGAAGCAGUCACAGGCCUCUUACUGAGGAAGAAAUUAUUGACUUAAGAGAGAGGCAUUAUGAUUCUAUUGCUGAAAAACAGAAAGAGCUUGAUAUGAAAAUUCAAAAAGAGUUAGCCUUACAAGAGGAGAAGUUAAGACUAGAAGAAGCGGCUUCACACGCUGCCCAGCGUGAGGCAGCCAGGGCAGCCAUGCAGCGAAGGCGCCAGGAGCAGGGAAGGCCCAGCGCCGGGCACGGAUGCCGCCCCCCCGCCAGUGCCGAGUGUCCGAGUUCAGGACCAGAAGACGACUUUGAAUCUUGUUUGAGAAAUAUAAAGUCACAAUAUGAAGUUUUUCGAAGCAGUAGACUCUCGUCGGAUGCCACCGUGUUGACACCAAACACAGAAAGCAGCUGUGACUUAAUGACCAAAACGAAAUCGACUAGCGGGAACGAUGACAGCACGUCCUUAGAUCUAGAGUGGGAAGAUGAAGAAGGCAUGACUCGCGUGCACCCGGUGCGGGCGCGCUCCGAGACCGAGGAGGACAUCCUGCGGGCGGCGCUGCGCAGCCGCGGCCGGCAGCCCGGGAGCCAGGCCGCCUCGGCCUCCGACGACUCCAACGGCCUGGAGUGGGAGAGCGACUUCGUGGGCGCCGACGUGGACGACAACGGCAACUCCGCGUGCGCCGGCUUCGUGAACCCGGCCCUGGACCCGGCCGGAUCCGGCGCCAGGCCGCCCCGCGCGGACCAGCGGAGGCGGGACCAGGGCGAGACCGCGUGA